GCACUUCUUUGAGUCUGUCUUAGGAAAUGGAUACAAAAAGAUGUUCUUCAAAGGGAGAGGAACUCAGAGCUAUAUUUCUUCAGUAACUACUCAGGAGCUGGCCUACAUUUCUGUGAGCAACACCAUAUUUGCUGGUCCUAAGCAGUGGUGUUUUGCCAGCAUGUAUGACUUGGAAGGUCCAAAUGCCUUGGAAUUGGAGAUAAAUACAGUUCUAAGUAGCCAUUGCAGUGUUAGAAAUAGAAUAUGGUAAUCUGGAAGCACUCAACUCCUGAGAAAUCUCCCCAACACUUGAUCAAAUAUGUAAAAGACAUACUUAUUUUAUGUUAUGCCUAUUACUGUUUUGCUUGUGUGCAUGAGUAGAAAUAUAUGAAUAAAGUGCCACGAAGCUGAGUAGAGGUCAUUAGAUCGAGAAUCAUCUCUCCAACAACAAAUUUGAAUUUCUUAACACAUUGUUAUAACAUGAGGGAUGAUGUCAGUUCUCAUGAGGCAAAAAUGCACUCCUGUCUACAGACAUUCACGUAUACAUAUGCAGAGCCCAUGUUGUGUUAAAAUGUGUGUCAUCCUGUUGAACAAGAGAUAUACAGUUGCAUUACACACACAAACACACACACACACACACACACACACACUUACAUCAUGAGUGAAGGGAAAGGAAAAUAAGUCUGAAGUUGAUAUUCUGGAUCAAUGUCCAAUCAUUGUUUUCCAGAAAAAUCUCCUGUAGUGUGUCAAAGCAGUGGUAGCUUCUCAAAAAAAAAAUAAUACAAAUCAAUUGAAAAACAAUUGAAAAUCUUAGAUAAUUGAGAAGAUUCUUGAGGACAGCACUGUCUAACCUGAUCCUUACACCACUGUGCUAUGAAGCCAUCUCCAGGUUGUCUCCUGAAAACCAUGGAAAUGUUGGCUCUUCAGAUCCUUUUGCUUUGCCAUGUUGUGGUUGGGACUGUGGGCAACAUCCUUCUGUUUGUCCAUAACUUCUCUCAAAUCUUGACUGACUCCAGACUGAGGCCAAUACAGGUCAUUCUAAUCAACUUGGCUGUAGCCAAUGCAUUCAUGCUCCUUCUCUUUGCAUAUUCAUAUGAUCUUACUGAUAUUGUUCCCAGGAAGCCUCCAACUGACCUCAAAUGUAAACUUGCAUACUUCUUUCACCUGGUGGCUCGAGGCACAAUCAUGUGCUCCACCUGUGUCCUCAGUACAUACCAGUUUGUCACUCUUGUUCCUGGUACCUGGGCUAGGGUCAUGUUCAGCGAAAUAUCCCCCAAGGUUGUAAGCUAUUGUUGUUACAGCUGCUGGUUGUUCAGUGUCUUAAAUAAUGCUUACAUGCUAAUGAAUGUCAGUGGUCCACAGAAAUCACACAAUGACUCUGAUUCUAAAGGCAAUUCAAUAUGCUCCAUCUCUGGGGUCAGUGUAGACAUGAAUUUCUUGCGGUUUUCCCAUGACAUCAUAUUCCUAAGCAUCAUGGCCUGGACCAGUGUCUCCAUGGUGAUUCACCUAAACAGACACCACCAGAGAAUGAACCACAUACAUAAGGUCAAUCAAAACAACAGAGGCCAUGCUGAGACCAGAGCAGCCCACACCAUCCUGAUGCUGGUGGUCACAUUUGUGAGCUCAUAUACUCUAAAUUGUAUUAGUAUUUCAUUUCACAUUUCCUUUGUGGAAUCUUGUCUCUGGUUGAGGUAUGUCACAAAACUCCUGGCUCUAAGCUUCCCCACCAUUUCUCCCUUACUGUUGAUAUUUAGGGAUUGUAAGGGUCAUUGUUCUCUGCGCAUCAUGUCAGUAUGGAAAUCUAUUUGACAGGGGGAGCCAUUACAGAGGGACAGUAAGGUCAAAACAUGUCCAAACCCUGAAAAAAAUCUCAUCCUGAUACCAGCAGAAGGACUGAUCCUGCCUUGCUCUAGGACUGCAUCUUACAGGUACACACAGAGCCAGUCCAUCCCCCAGCUCUGCCACCCUGUGAUAGUCAUGUAACCUACUGGCCAGGAUGCAGGGUAAACUUCCUAUCUCCUCAUAAGAACAUGUCCAGCUAGCACCAGGAAUUCCUAAUCAUGCAAAUGAAGCAGUCCCAGAAACUGGACCACUGCCAAUGAUGUACACUCAUCCCAAAAAACCCUAACCUCAUUUCAUGUGUUGUAUAGACAAUGCCACCCCCAAUAAAGAUGUCUGUUUCAUGGAAAAAAA
Mus musculus (house mouse) is the source of this 2172-nucleotide messenger RNA. It is a transcript of the gene Vmn1r63, whose product is annotated as vomeronasal 1 receptor 63. NCBI's taxonomy places the organism in Eukaryota, Metazoa, Chordata, Mammalia, Rodentia, Muridae. The record is from RefSeq and is marked validated. Bases 886 to 1788 code for a protein of 300 amino acids. Gene Ontology annotation, biological process: G protein-coupled receptor signaling pathway; sensory perception of chemical stimulus; signal transduction. Gene Ontology annotation, cellular component: membrane; plasma membrane. The transcript is spliced from 2 exons. Gene Ontology annotation, molecular function: G protein-coupled receptor activity; pheromone receptor activity.